Molecule: messenger RNA, 1479 nt
Organism: Vanessa atalanta (red admiral)
Lineage: Eukaryota; Metazoa; Arthropoda; Insecta; Lepidoptera; Nymphalidae
Product: leucine-rich melanocyte differentiation-associated protein-like
Exons: 6
Coding region: 136-840 (234 amino acids)
Biological process (GO): melanocyte differentiation
Molecular function (GO): protein binding
Source: RefSeq, a predicted model, not a curated record
UUGUUUUGCUUGAAUUUCGAAAAUCGAAAUGUUGUGACAUUUGAGUGAUAUCAGCUUAAAGUUUUAUUUGUUUAAAAAAUAUUGUUUAUUACUUUUAUUUGCAUUUAAAUGUUUUUAUAAAAGUUUGCAUCGAAAAUGGAACCCUCACACAUUAAUGCCUUUGCAUUGUCCUUCGAUAAAAAUCGAUUGAGCUAUUGCGGCCAAGACUGUAAAAGGAUACCGCCAUCUUUAUGGAAUAUGUAUGGAACUAAAGUUAAUUACCUGGAUCUAAGUUACAAUAACAUUGAAACUUUAAAAGGUCUGGAAAAUUUCAAGGGAUUGGAAGAAUUAAUAUUAGACAACAAUAAAUUAGGCGACACUGUUAAUUUUCCACACUUACCGAGAUUGAGGACUUUAUCGAUAAAUAAGAAUCAGAUAUCAGAUUUAGAUAGAUUGAUAAAUGAAAUAAGUAAGAAUUUCCCAUCACUGACAUACCUGAGUCUUUUAAGUAAUAAAGCAUGUCCGAACCAGCUCUCUGAUAAUGAUAAAGACGACGCUGACUACCAAAGAUACAGAUAUUUUGUACUGUACAAACUGCCAAAUUUACGGUUUUUGGAUUCAAAACGAGUUUCAACGGCUGAAAGUAAGGAAGCAGCCACCCGUGGCGAGUUUAUGCGCGUGCGCAGACCCACCGGCGAUACAAACUCCUCCGUGGUAUUGCCUACAGGCACCACUUUGAGACCCUUACCUGUGGACCUAAACGCAUUGGGCAAACAUAAAGGUGCUUACGGAAAAUGCCUUUAUAAAUAUACGGGCAAACAUUCAGAGGGGAACAGGUUUAUACUCAAUAGUGAUUUAUGAGAUGUCAAGAUGUUGGUGAUGUAGAUAGUUAUUUGCAUAAUUAUAUUGAUAGCUACACACGCAACAGUGUACCAGAUAUUUACUUUUCAAAUAUAUGAAAAACUAUUAUGGUAAGGAGGUUAUGUCGCACUGCUGAGCUAAAGUCUCCCCUUCGUCUGUGGAGGGUUCUAUUCCCCGACACUGCCUGCUUAUUAUGGUAAAUAAAUCUCGGAAUGUGAAUUUUAACUUUAAUCACCGCUUCCUUGGUAAUAUCCUUUUUCAAAUAAUUAAAACAUAUAUUAUGAAUAUAUAUAUAAUUUAGUAUAGUAUAAUAAUAUUAUACAAUACUAAAUUAUUUAUAAUGUAGAAAUCACGUUAUAUUUGUAUACUUGACGGAUAUACCUGCGUGUGGUAUCACGUGAAUGUUAUAAUUAUUGCAUGUAUAGUUAUUCUUUAAUACUGAUGAAUCAUUUGUUGCCAGCACUAAAAUAUUUUAUUUUAUUGGAACAUGCCAUAUCGUUUUUCACUGUAAUUUAGUAAUAUUAUUGAUGAACUAAUUAUAAUUUGAUUUUUUUGUAUUUUAGCUAUAAGCGCACAUAUAUUUUAAAUAUAGAAUUUAUAAAUUUUAUUAUAAAAUCAUACUUUUUUGCCUUGAGCAAA